Molecule: messenger RNA, 1680 nt
Organism: Onychomys torridus (southern grasshopper mouse)
Lineage: Eukaryota; Metazoa; Chordata; Mammalia; Rodentia; Cricetidae
Gene: Dph5
Product: diphthamide biosynthesis 5
Exons: 8
Coding region: 412-1257 (281 amino acids)
Biological process (GO): protein histidyl modification to diphthamide
Molecular function (GO): diphthine synthase activity
Source: RefSeq, a predicted model, not a curated record
GGAGUCACUGCCUGCCCCCGUGGGAACUUACAACCACACUCGGCGGCGGGGCUCGUCGACCUGUCCCCUCACCAGGCUGACCGCUGGAUAAACUACAGCAGAUCCACAGCAGAGCCGGGGUCAGUUAGGGAAGUGCCUCCGUCCGUCCCCGCGAGCCUGCGUCCCCGGGGCUUUCGGGAACGGCUCCCCGGGAGCGGAGCGUGGGCACGCGGGGGCUUUUCCAGGCGCGCGGCUGGGCGCCCUCCUGACCUUUGACCCCUGACCCAGCGUUCACAGGUCCGUCCCAGCCUUGGCGGGAAGCGAAGGACAGCUCCGGGAGCGGCCUGCCUCCUCCCUUCCUGCCAGUCGUAAAGUGCUGUAAAGGGCCCUGCGCUUUACGGCACCGUAGUCUCCCUGUCCCUGGAGUUCGAAAUGCUUUACCUGAUCGGCUUGGGCCUGGGAGAUGCCAAGGACAUCACAGUCAAGGGCCUGGAAGUUGUGAGGCGCUGCAGUCGAGUGUAUCUGGAAGCCUACACCUCAGUCCUGACUGUAGGGAAGGAAGCCCUGGAAGAGUUUUAUGGAAGAAAAUUGAUUCUUGCUGACAGGGAAGAAGUGGAACAAGAAGCAGAUAAUAUUUUGAAGGAUGCUGAUGUGAGCGAUGUUGCAUUCCUUGUGGUUGGUGAUCCAUUUGGGGCUACAACACACAGUGAUCUUAUUCUGAGAGCAACAAAGUUGGGAAUCCCUUAUCAAGUUAUUCACAAUGCCUCCAUAAUGAAUGCUGUAGGCUGCUGUGGUUUACAGUUGUACAAGUUUGGAGAAACAGUUUCUAUUGUGUUUUGGACGGACACUUGGAGACCAGAGAGCUUCUUUGACAGAGUGAAGAAGAACAGACAAAAUGGCAUGCACACAUUGUGUUUGCUUGAUAUCAAAGUGAAGGAGCAGUCCCUGGAAAAUCUCAUGAGGGGAAGAAAGAUCUAUGAACCUCCUCGAUACAUGAGUGUGAACCAGGCAGCCCAGCAGCUUCUGGAAAUUGUUGAGAAUCAGAGAGCACGCGGGGAAGAACCAGCGAUCACUGAGGAGACACUCUGUGUUGGCUUAGCCAGAGUUGGCGCUGAAGACCAGAAAAUUGCAGCGGGCACUUUACAGCAGAUGUGUACAGUGGACUUGGGAGAACCAUUGCAUUCUUUGGUCAUCACAGGGGGCACCCUGCACCCACUGGAGAUGGAAAUGCUAAGUCUUUUCUCUAUACCGGAAUCCCAAAGUAUUAAUGGACUCUGAACAUGGACAUUUUCUGUUGUCUCACGUUAAUUCCUGUUAGACUGGGUGUGCGGUAUUUGUAGGACAAAUGGCAUGGAUCUGUCAUUUAUCUGGAAAGAGUAACAGAGAUGACAAGAGGAGGCAACAAGAGCUGUCCCAGUGGCGUCGGCUUUCCCGCAGCAGCUCUUCCCCUUUCAUCAUCAUUACUGUCGCGGCCUCGGCUGGCUACUUGCCAGGGUGUACACACAUGGAACAGAUGAAGCCGGGAAGUGCGGCUGGACAUGUACACACAGCUGAGAGAUUUUCAUAGAUGGAGCCCGCCAGUGCAAGGAGGUUGGUACGAGAGUAACUGAGGAAACUGAAUAGGAAUCACGUGAACCCGAAUUUUAAGAGAUAAACAAGCACAGAGUCAUAAGUAAAGCAAAUAAAAGCUUGCUAACUAUU